AUGAAGUUGGAACCUUUCAAGGAAGUGUUUAAACGUCAGGUACCUGUUGAUAUUGGUAGACCAAUACCAAUGAUAGCAUAUGAAUUGGAUCAUCCUAAAAAUUGUGGUGAUCCUUGGAUUGGUGCAUAUUCAAAGCAUGGUUUCUGGUAUCAAUUUUCAAAUGGCACAAAUGAUGAUUAUCAGAAAGUAGUUGCUCGAGCAUAUGAUAGUGAUUCAUAUAAAAUGGAUUAUGAUUCACUUAAGAUAUGGAAAACCAUGCCAACCUAUCGUUGUCGAUUCAUUGUCGCCAAAAAUCUAAGUGAUGAACUUCUUGGCAGCAUAACGAUAGCUUAUUUUAAUGAUUUCGCAGUAAUUGGUGUAUAUUAUGUAAUUGAAGAGUAUCGACAUUCCGGUAUUGGAAGCAAACUUUUUAACGAAGCAUUGAAAAAUGUUACUAACAAACAAAAUACCAUAUUUCAUUCAUUAUCACAUUUGGCCAAUAAAUGUUAUCGUUUUGGUUUUACGGCAUCAUUCCUACAAGAAUGGAAAUUUGCUACAUAUAAGAUCAGCAAUCCGUCAGCAUUUCCCACACUUCAGGAGAAAGAAAUUACAGUUAUUAAAUACAGUAAUCUUUCGGAAGCUGAACUUACAGCUUUGCUGAAAUAUGAUGGAAAUGUAACAAAUGUGAAUCGAGAUAUUUGGCUAAAAGAAUGGCUUCAACAAGAAAAUUACAGUACUUAUAUAGCUUUUAAAGAGAAUGAAGUGAUCGGAUAUGGAAGUUCGAGAGAGAUUGCUGGAGGAUAUGUAUUACCAAUAUUGGUUGGCCCAUUAUAUGCGGAUAAUUUCGAAACUGCUAGUGCUUUACUUCACGCUUCACUAAAGAAAUACUAUAAUCCGGAUGAAGAUUACGAUUGGGAUCCUGAUAUUUUUGCAAUAUAUAGAAGGGAUGUGUAUUUUGUAGUACCAGAGCAAAACAUUCAAAUGAUAACAUUAAUGGAGAAACUAAAAGGUGAAAUGGGAACAAUUAACAAAGAUCGACUCUAUUAUAUUGUAGGUAUUUUUCAUUUUCGAUAA
Cercopithifilaria johnstoni is the source of this 1053-nucleotide messenger RNA. The record is from the annotation of a GenBank genome assembly. Lineage: Eukaryota; Metazoa; Nematoda; Chromadorea; Rhabditida; Onchocercidae.